AAAAAACAUUGCCAAAAUAGCACAGAACCUUGGCUGGAGGCGGCGGCAGGGCGAAUCUCCGCAGUCUCAGAUAACCCCAAGCUUCCCACCAUCCCUUUCCCCACUCCCCCGUCCUCCUUCGCCAAGAGCCAAACUCCUAGCUAGCUCGCUUGCUCGCUCCAGAAGCUUCCCCUCGCCUCCCUCCUCCUAGAUCUCUCAUUCUCUCCCGGCCGCGGCCGAUCUGGCGAUGGCGACGAAGGCGAGGCUCGGGGAGCUAAUGUGGGAGCACCGGUUGCAGGCGGCGGCCGCGGUGGCGUUCGUGGCCGCUGCCACCGUCUCGAUCUCCGCCGUCGGGCUCAGGCUCGGCGCCGUGGUCUCCUUCUUCUGGCCGCUGCUCGUCUCCACGGGCUUCUUCCUCGUGGCGGUCGCUGUGCUGCUCCGGAUCUCGCCGCCGCCCGCGGGCGCCGACGAGUCCGGCAAGGAGCUCAUCGACUUUGUCGCCGGGUGCCGCCCAGAGCACCUCGUCCCGGAGUUGGCCGCAGCCGCGGCCUCCGUGGAGGCGCCGCCGGAGCCAGAGAUCUAGCGGACGGCCGGAGGAGGAGCCAAGGAGGUUGGCGCGGCCGAGCUGCGGUGCGUGGCGUGGGUGCUUCGUCGCCGGGGGGCAUUUCGAAUGGGACGGUGGGGAUAACCUGUACAGGCCCACCUGUAAGUGGCGGGCGGCCCCGGCCGGCGCACGUACGCCGCUCAGUAGCGUAGGAUUCCUCCAUGUCUCCCUGGUCAAUAAUACCGUGGAAUUCAAUAAUAAAUCAUCGAGAGGUGAAGAACUUCAA
Phragmites australis (common reed) is the source of this 809-nucleotide messenger RNA. RefSeq lists its product as uncharacterized. The record is from RefSeq and is a predicted model, not a curated record. The coding region runs from base 227 to 562 and encodes 111 amino acids. The transcript has a single exon. Lineage: Eukaryota; Viridiplantae; Streptophyta; Magnoliopsida; Poales; Poaceae.